Messenger RNA from Myripristis murdjan (pinecone soldierfish), 3172 nucleotides. RefSeq names its product zinc transporter ZIP4-like. Lineage: Eukaryota; Metazoa; Chordata; Actinopteri; Holocentriformes; Holocentridae. Gene Ontology annotation, biological process: intracellular monoatomic cation homeostasis; zinc ion import across plasma membrane. Gene Ontology annotation, molecular function: monoatomic cation:bicarbonate symporter activity; zinc ion transmembrane transporter activity. Bases 162 to 2321 code for a protein of 719 amino acids. The record is from RefSeq and is a predicted model, not a curated record. The transcript is spliced from 12 exons. Gene Ontology annotation, cellular component: plasma membrane.
UGAAUGUGCCAAAGUGAGUGUGUGUGCUUGGAUGUGACACAAAGAUUGACUCCGUCAGGCCUCUGCUGUCACUGUUAAAUCUCCGUUUACUGUUGUUGUUGUUGUUUUUUUUUUAAGUUAAAGUUUUUUAAGACAGUAGUAGUUCAAGGGAAACUUUAAAAAUGUUUUGCUCCGCGGUGCUCCUCUCUCUGAUUGCCGGUUUGGGUUCGCUCGGUUCCGUGUCGGGCUCCCCCGCUGUGGAGCAGGCCUACAGGGAUGUGCUUGCUGUGGUGGCGCCGGGUCAACAGUAUCUGACUCAGGAGGCUCUUCGCUCUCUUUUUAAUAUACUGGAGAAGCGUGUGCAGUGCGGUGAAGUGUCGUGUGAAAAGUGCAAUCUAACGGAGAGCAUCGACCAGCUGAUGAGCAAUCACUCCAUCCAUGAGGAGGAGAGUAAAACAGAAGCAGAGGAGGGAGAGGUGCGAGUCAGCGUGUCAGAGUUCUCCUCUUUAGCGGCUGGCUCUCUGCUCUACCUGAGCUCUCCUGGCUUGGCCUGCACCGCCGUCACAGAGGGGAGGUGGGGAGAGGAGACCGAGCAUUUUCUGCACAAAAUCACACAUCAUGAGCACCAUGAUCACCACCACGAGGAGGACGAGGCGUCGCACAACGACACACACACCCACGAGGAGGAGCACCAGCAUGAGCACAUAGACGCUCAUGGUCUGGAGAGUCUGCUUCGAGGGCUCGAUGAGCACUACAAGCCCUCACGCAACGAGAGCUGUGUUACACCCAACGCCAUCAUGGCAGCAGUGAAUGCGUCAUCAGCAGGCGCCAGUGAGAUCGAGGUGGGUGCAGUGAUGGGGCGCGUCUUGUAUCACGCCUUGCAGGGUCACUGCUUCAUAAACCGUUUCCUGCCUGAGGAGAGCUACUUCCUGGACUACAUCAUGCAGCGUAUCGGCUCCGAGAAUUUCACCAUCCAUGACCUGGAGGCUCUCAUGAGGAGCCUGAAGCUGGGUCCUAGCUUGGAUAAGGAGCACGAACACGGGCAUGAGCACCAUGAACACGAGCACCAUGAACAUGAGCAUGCUGAUCAUGACCACAGCGAUCAGAGGUGGAGGAAGAGAAGUACCCAUGAACACCAAGAGGAACACUGGGGAAACAACACAGAAGCCCCGUGUUUCUCAGCUGAGGAGCUGGUGCUGAUCCACGGUAUGGAGAACAGUUCUGCUGCCUCCUCCCUGGAUCGGUCCGACUUGGCCCGGCUCAGCCCUGCGCUGGUCCAGCAGAUCCUGAGUGGAGCCUGUGUUGGCGACACAGAGAGUCCACAGCCCGAUGCGCUUACCACAGCUGAGAGAUACAUCUACGCGACCAUAGCCAAUGUGGUGAUAACGGUGACGUCCAUGUUCGGCAUCGUGGUGCUGCUGUGUACGUCCUGCACUGAUGUCUUCCAGCUGAGCAUCCAGUUUUGCAUUAGCCUGGCUGUGGGUACACUCACAGGGGACGCCUUACUGCACCUGAUGCCCAUGUUUCUAGGCUUACACGUGCACUCCAGCGAAGGCGGCAGUCACCAAGAUCACAAUCACGAGGAUGGCAGUCACGACUACAUAUACAAGAUAUUGGUGGUGCUGGCUGGGAUUUACUACUUUUACCUGAUGGAGGCAAUCUUCUCUCUGGUCACACGGAAAGAUAAUCAUCACCAUCAUCCUCAUCAUUACGAGGAAGAGUCAGAGCCGCACCACUGUGACCAUGGAAGAGUUUUAGAGAUGUACCAACAGAAGAAGAAACAACAGAAAUCACAGUCAGCAUCAAAAACAGACCUGGUUGACUGUGAAGACGACAACAAAUCAUUUCCAAAGCCAACAGAGCGCAGCAGAGAACAGCGUCUGCUGCCCUACAUGAUCACUAUAGGCGAUGGGAUCCAUAACUUUGCCGAUGGUUUGGCGAUUGGUGCGGCUUUCUCCCUGUCAUGGAGGUCUGGUUUGGCCACAUCAGUAGCUGUACUCUGCCAUGAGCUACCACAUGAGCUGGGUGACUUUGCCAUUUUGCUCCACAGUGGUCUGUCAGUCCGCCGGGCUUUGCUGCUGAAUGUCGGCAGUGCCAUGACCUCGUUCGUGGGCCUGUACAUUGCUCUGUCUGUGGCCACUGACCUUGCCACCAAACAGUGGAUAGCUGCUGUCACUGCAGGGCUUUUUCUGUAUGUGGGACUGGCUGAUAUGCUCCCCACAAUGGUUCACUCCAGCAACAAGAGACCCUGGUUGAUGUUUCUGUUGCAAAAUAUCGGCCUGCUGAGCGGCUGGGCCAUCCUGUUGCUGCUGUCGAUGUUCGAAGACAAAAUAGGCUUUUAAUACAAGGACACUGGGACAGACACACACGCACAAAACACAAUGGUCGACUCGGCGGAUUUCUCUUCCUGCUGGUGUAAUCAGUAUAGAUAAUAAAGGCCGUGAUAGGCGGACACGACAAUAAACAUACAGGAACACACAGAUCAACACGUUAAUUUGCUGAGAAAAGGGGGCCCAUUUCACUGUGGAUUUUCGUGAGGACUCUACAGAUUUUUAAAACACACACAUUGAUGCACAUGUAUAUAGACAUGCAAGAAAAUGUUUGCACAUACAGUCCAGACUGUUGUACACUCCUUUCAUUCAGAACACAGUAUAUUGUUGCUUACAUGACCUCAGUGAUGUCUGGAGCCUUUACCUCAAUAUUUUAAUAACAUGAGAAAUCAGCAGUUAUUGCCAAAUGAUGAUUUUAUAAGCACCAAAGUUCUCUGAAAUUUCUUCCCCCCACUUUGUUAAUUCCCAUUCAUGAUGAAGAUGUGGAGGUGGAAAUCACUGUUGUCCAUCUUUACCCAUCUGUACCUCACUACUGUAAUAUGUUGUCUGUGUGCUAUUGUCUUUAGGCUAUCCAGCCUCAAAUUAUUUUUUAAGAACAAUACUAAAUUUCAAAAUGAGCACUUUGGGUUUUCCUUGAGUUGUAACUCCUGUUCUUUGCACAGUUUUGACAGUUUUAGGAAAUGAAAACAUGUUAUGCAAUGAAUCAGUGGGAAAAUACAUGUUAAACCGUAUUUUGUGCUAAAUGUAACUAAAAUCCAAAGCAUAUUAAUUAUGCUGGCACAGAAUGUAGAGUUAAUUGUUUUUAAUGUGAUUAUGUGAUUUGUAUUGUCAUAUUUGAAAAAUUAAAAUGCUUUUAAACACUC